Messenger RNA from Camellia sinensis, 912 nucleotides. The record is from RefSeq and is a predicted model, not a curated record. Lineage: Eukaryota; Viridiplantae; Streptophyta; Magnoliopsida; Ericales; Theaceae.
AAUUGAUGACGUUUUUAUGUCUUCAAUUCAUUCAUCUUUAGUUUAUUUCUUGCAAAUUUACAGUUGUGAAGAUCUGUUGUUUGUUGUGAUUCACAUAGAUCUAUUGUAAAUUUCAGAUUCCUUCCUUUUGUUUUCAUUUUGAUAUACAAAUCUUUGAACUUGAUUUUUUUUAUUAUUUUUUUCUUGUUUCGGCAUGACAUUGAUUCAAGAGAUUGUGUUUCUUCAAUUUGUUUGCUCGGAACUUGUAUUGUUUGGUUUCAAUUUAUACUUGAAUUUGGUGUUCUGAACAUUAGGAUCUAUUAUUGUAGUAUUCAAAGAAAAUGAAGGCAAAUUUGACAUGGUUCUGUGGAUUUUUUUUUUCUAAUUAUUUUAGAGAACAAAUUAUUUUAGUUCUAAGUGACAUGGUUAUGUUUUUAGAUCAACUUUUACUCAAAUUUAUAAAAAGACCUUGGAAUGCCAGACGGAGUUCUCAUUAAUGGGAAGGGACCUUAUAGAUAUAAUACAAUGCUGGUCCCAGAUGGCAUUGAUUAUGAAACAAUCAAUGUUGACCCAGGAAAGACUUAUCGAAUUUGUGUGCACAACGUUGGGGUCACAACUUGUUUGAACUUUAGAAUCCAGGACCAUAAUUUGCUCCUAGCAGAAACAGAGGGUUAUUACACAUCGCAACAAAAUUACACUAGUUUAGAUAUCUAUGUUUGGCAGUCCUACUCUUUUUUGGUUACCAUGGAUCAGAAUGCAAGUAGUGAUUACUGUAUUGUAGCCAGUGCUAGAUUUGUGAAUUUGUCUCUUUGGCAAAGUGUUACUGGCGUGGCUGUCUUGCACUAUUCAAAUUCAAAAGGAAAGGAAGCUGGUUCCCUCCCUGAUCCAUCGAAUGAUGUAUAUGAAACAUCAUUUUCGCUGAACCAGGCAAUG